AUGGCCGACCGACUGCGCUGCGAGCAUGGCGAGUGGAAGACUCGCGACCAGUUUUCGAAGACCCAGCUUGAGAAAUACGAGCAGCAAGCCCGCAAUGGAACCGCAACCCCGGCGCGUACCGGUAUCCGCUGCAAGGAGCAUUCGGCGAAGCAGGCGCUCGAGCUGAAGUGCAACGGACCUUGCGGCCGCUGGCGGGAGCUGCGAUUCUUCAGCAAGAGCACGAGACGUAACGGAAAGAACAGGAGAUGCGACCCAGACUGCCUCAUGCUUCCCAUCUGA
This is a messenger RNA of Thermothielavioides terrestris NRRL 8126, 279 nucleotides long. RefSeq lists its product as uncharacterized. The record is from RefSeq and is a predicted model, not a curated record. Bases 1 to 279 code for a protein of 92 amino acids. Lineage: Eukaryota; Fungi; Ascomycota; Sordariomycetes; Sordariales; Chaetomiaceae. The transcript is spliced from 2 exons.